Haemorhous mexicanus (house finch) is the source of this 1469-nucleotide messenger RNA. RefSeq lists its product as uncharacterized. The transcript is spliced from 2 exons. The coding region runs from base 16 to 738 and encodes 240 amino acids. Lineage: Eukaryota; Metazoa; Chordata; Aves; Passeriformes; Fringillidae. The record is from RefSeq and is a predicted model, not a curated record.
ACCGCCGCGGGAGGGAUGCCACGCUGCUGGCCCUGGCUUUUCCCUUUGGGAACCACGCUAAGGCGUCUCCCAGCAUCCUGCCCCGGGCAGGGGGUCCCCCUUGCCCUGCCAGCUCUCCGCAGGGUCUGCCUUAAAUCCCUCCCUCCUCCCUCCCUCCCUGGCGAGGAACUUCUCCCGCUGAACUGGAGGAUGCUGCAAGCUCCUGCGGACGAGCCGGAGGAGUCCUGUGGCAAAGUCAAGGCGAGCAGGGAAGCAGCGUGCUCGUGCCGGGUGUCACCGCAGCUCGCUGCCGCCAGCCCAGCCUGCUGCGGCCGGUGUCACCUCCAGGACCGUGAGUGGCCUCGCGGGCGGGAGGUGCGGGGUCUGCGGGGGGCAGCGGGGCUUUCCCCGCAGCCAAGGUUUAACCUUCAGCGAGCCUGGCCGGUGCUGAGCCCGCCGGGGCCGGGGAUGCUCCUGCUGCGGGGCGCCGGCAGCGGCUCGGCGUGGGCGGGAAGGGGACACCCUGGGGAGGGGGACACCGCAGCCCCCCCUGUUUGGGGCCAGCCCGGGUGCAGGCGGAGGAGCGGGGGGUGGCAGCAAGUCCCUGUGCGGCUGGGGGCACACUGGGCCCCCCGGCAGGUCCCGGCUGCAGAGAGGUCCUGGGUGGUGAAUGAUCGGGCUCUGCGGGCAGCACCCGGCCCUUCUGCCUGCGGGUGUCCCCCUGCAGCCGGGCGGGUCGCCCCCUCCCCAGGGAGCUGAGGCGCCCUCCGCCAGGCAAAGUGGGGACACCCCACGCCUAUGGGAUAGGGUGGGAAACCCAACUUCUGGUGACAUCGGCAUCGCAUUUUGGACUCGCACGGAGGGAAGUGCUGACCACCACGGCCGGGUGCAGCAGGGUCAUGCGCCCACCGCCCCGACACGGGCAAUGCCGGGCGGAGGGACGGUCGGACGGGAGCCGGGCUGCUUCCCCAGGCACCCUGUGCCAGCGCUCUCCUUGCACCCACCUCCCUCCUGCUUGCUGGGCCUCUUGAUGUUUUAUAAGUCACUCAGCAGCUGCUGCAGUGGGUUUGCCGGGGAUGGAUGAGCCGGGGGAAGCCGGCUGGGGGGGCAGCGCUGGAUGGGAAAACUUGGAAAGGCCCCUGCGGGGCAGCGGCUGCAGAGCUCGGCCAGGGACGCGGCGCUGGCGGAGCCGGGGAAAAAAAAAGACUCUUCCUUUUAUAGCCAAGCUGGGGUUGUUGGGUGCCUGCGGGCCGUGGGUGCCACUACGGCCGGCCCCGGCAGGCCCCCGGCUCCUCCAUCUCCCCCUGCAAAGCCGCCUGGUGCCCACAAACCACCCUGCCCGGGCACGGAACUGCUCUCGGGGCACGUAGAGAACACGGGGGGCUGCCCUGGCCGGGGACUCACAGCCGGUCUGCGGGCAUGGAGAAUUCGUGGAAGAGGGGCUGCCCCAGGUCACAGCUCCCUGGUGGGUUUCGGCUCGGGGUCUACAG